ACGCAACGGAUUCUGAAAGCAACAAUACAGUGGUACCAGCGGCAAAUCCAGUGGUCAGUCACUUUAGGCGCGUUGCAGCGGAUACAACGUAUGCUUACUGUUUGUGCCAUUCCUCGGUUGUUCUGGGUAAAACUUAGCGUUGAGUUUGAUUUAGAAUCAAUUACUUACAAUUUUAUGGAGUUGCACAUAUACAUCUCAAGAUUUCAUUAGUUUUCAAUUAAUUUAGCAAAAUUGAAGACUCAACUGUAUCGUGCUGCCUAAUCCUGCCAAACGUAGGCUGGCCUUAUUUUCCGAAAGGUCACCGCUAGCGCUGCGAUGGGAGAUAAAUCGUAUAUGGCAUGUUGUUUACUGAUUGUUGUGAUGCCUUAUAUUUGCGUCGCAACGGUGGCACCUGCUGCAGAACAACUGUCGGCAGAGGUGUUUCCCUCGGGAUCUACUACUCGGAUACCAAUGAUAGUAGACUUAUCGGUACCGAAUACACAAAAUGGAGAUCCAUCCAAAACAAAUUUGACUACAAAUAUCACUGGACUACAUUCAAAUCCCGCAUCACAAGUGGACAUUAUUUUUAAUGCUGGAGGACCGUCUUCCGCUGGGUUUAGCAUGGAAGCAAUGCGGGAAACAAUGGAAAGGAAUUUCGAAAAUAUGUUUUUGAUGAACCAGCUACGUGGCAUGGGGGGUAUGGGAGGCGGCGCCGGAAUGGGAUCAAUGGGAGGUAUGGGCGGUAUGGGUGGAGGAGGAGGUAUGGGCAUGAGCGGAAUGGGCUUUGGAGGAUUGGGAGCUAUGGCUGGAAUGCUGCCUUUCAUGAAUCUGAUGGAAGGUCGCCAGACAAACGGCGCUACAACAGGUGAAGGCUCGGGGUCACCACGAUCAGCCGCCUUCCAUGCCGGCUUCGGCAGUCCCAAUAUGAACCCUUUCGGUAUGGGAUCUAUGAUGGGCAUGGGGAUUCCUCCAAGCAUGAUGAUGCGCUCUAUGAUAGGAGCCGCCGGAAGCGGCAUGCCGGGUAUGCCGCUUGGACUGAACGCCUUAGCAGCGGCUGCAGCGAUGCCGCCUCCAGGCGCUGAACCUGUUGUCACCGGAGCAGGUGCGGGUGCUGGUGCAACCACGGUAGAACCUGCCCAUUGUCCAAAAUGGGCUAGAAUGUUUUGUGGUUCUAUGGAAUGCAGUCGGGAUGUUGAGUGGAUUCCAUUUCAUCAGUGCAGAGCGCAGAUGGGUAUACCAUUGUGCCGGUGCUUAGUAGGUCCAAGUAUUGUCAAAUGCUGCAACUUGGUGGGAUCGUAGUUUGGUGUUGUUUCUUUGUACAUUUUUAUGAUCGUCGGAUGCGUUAAAAAUUUUCUAACAGCGUGGACUAAAUAAUACAGCUAAGGUUGUCUUUUCUGUUUAUUUCGUUUCGUUAAUUUCGCUUUUCGCUCAAAUUGCAGCGGUGAGCAUCUGCAUACCUCGCAGAAUUUAGUACUGUAAGUUAAAGAAUACAACGUCAGUUUUCAGUUACCAAAUAAAUAU
Molecule: messenger RNA, 1500 nt
Organism: Paramacrobiotus metropolitanus
Lineage: Eukaryota; Metazoa; Tardigrada; Eutardigrada; Parachela; Macrobiotidae
Exons: 5
Coding region: 316-1278 (320 amino acids)
Source: RefSeq, a predicted model, not a curated record